This is a messenger RNA of Lineus longissimus, 1678 nucleotides long. Its product is annotated as 26S proteasome non-ATPase regulatory subunit 4-like. Gene Ontology annotation, biological process: proteasome-mediated ubiquitin-dependent protein catabolic process. Lineage: Eukaryota; Metazoa; Nemertea; Pilidiophora; Heteronemertea; Lineidae. The record is from RefSeq and is a predicted model, not a curated record. Gene Ontology annotation, cellular component: proteasome regulatory particle, base subcomplex; nucleus; cytosol. The coding region runs from base 41 to 1246 and encodes 401 amino acids. Gene Ontology annotation, molecular function: polyubiquitin modification-dependent protein binding. The transcript is spliced from 11 exons.
UGACCGAGCUUGGCACAAACACAGGGAAAAAUCUGUCAAGAUGGUGCUCGAAAGUACUAUGAUCUGUGUGGACAACAGUGAUUUUAUGAGAAAUGGUGACUUCCUACCCACACGUCUUCAAGCUCAACAGGAUGCUGUCAAUCUGGUGUGCCAUUCCAAGACCAGGUCCAACCCCGAGAACAAUGUUGGGCUACUUACUUUGGCAAAGACUGAGGUCUUGGCAACAUUGACAACUGAUGUCGGCAGAAUACUGUCCAAGCUCCACCAAGUGCAGCCUAAGGGCAUCACCAGCUUUAUAUCAGGAGUACGCAUAGCUCAUUUGGCUCUAAAGCAUCGACAGGGGAAGAAUCAUAAAUUGCGUAUCAUCAUAUUCGUUGGUAGUCCCAUAGAAGAGGAUGAGAAGGAGCUUGUGAAACUUGCCAAAAGGCUCAAAAAGGAAAAAGUCAAUGUGGAUGUUGUCAACUUUGGAGAAGAGAACCUCAACACUGACAAACUUACAGCAUUUGUGAACACUAUCAAUGGCAAGGAUGGAACCAGUUCACAUCUGGUGACUGUCCCCCCUGGUCCUCUCCUAUCUGACGCUCUGGUCACCUCGCCAAUCAUUGUUGGAGAAGAUGGCAGUGGAGCCAUGCCAGCCAUGGCAUCAUCUGACUUCGAAUUCGGAGUUGAUCCCAAUGUCGAUCCUGAAUUAGCACUGGCCUUGCGUGUAUCGAUGGAGGAACAAAGAGCUCGCCAGGAAGAGGAGGCAAGGAAAGUCGCCACUGGUUCUGCGGCAGAGACACCACAGCCUACUGGUGAAGCCAGCAAUGAGGAAGCCCUUCUGGAGGAGGCUAUCAAGAUGUCGAUGAGGACAGAGUCUACAGAGCCCACCUCUGCUGAUCAAGACGUUUCCUCCAUGACCGAGGAGGAACAGAUUGAGUUUGCUCUCAGGAUGUCAAUGCAGAUGUCCAUGGCAUCAGAGGAUCCUUCAGCAAGCAACACACCUGCUCCGAUGGAAACGGAUGAUGAACCAUCACUGAAGUCGAAACAAUCCACUCAAACAUCAAAGGAUGAUGAAGACGAUUAUUCUGAGGUUAUGAACGACCCAGCAUUUUUACAAAGUGUUUUAGGCAGUUUACCCGGUGUUGAUCCGCAGAGUGAAGCCAUUCAAAAAGCUAUGGGAUAUUUAACACAAAAAGAGGAGGAGGAUACUAAAAAUGAGAAGGAUAAAGAUAAGGACAAAGACAAAGAUAAAAAUAAGAAGUAAAAAAACCUUUGAGGAAAGUGACUAUAAGUUGCUACCAUAGAAGUAUCUGUUCCGAAUUAGAUAAGAACUUGUCAAAAAGCAAAGGAUGUGAACUUGUAGUGAACCGAUGUUUUGACUCUACAAGAUUGUUUGGCAGUUUAAAAGUGACUUUAUUGCCAGAGACGUGAAUUAUCACUUCAUAGUUGAACUGCGUUGAUUCAUUCUUUGAGACCAUGUUCGCCAUACUGUAAACCCCCGUUUUUUGAGGCUAUAGUUCGUAGUGAGAGCAUCACAAUUUUCCACCAAUAGUUUCUGCAAUCACAAAAUUGUGUGGUAACUUUUAUAAGCGAAUCAAAAAAAUAUGGGGUUUACAGAACAUCGAUUCAGUCUGUAAUGUAUCUGGUCAUGAGUUUGGUACUGUAUCUACAACGUAAUCUAAUUAUCAUAACUAAA